Molecule: messenger RNA, 1179 nt
Organism: Plectropomus leopardus (leopard coralgrouper)
Lineage: Eukaryota; Metazoa; Chordata; Actinopteri; Perciformes; Serranidae
Gene: snrnp25
Product: small nuclear ribonucleoprotein 25
Biological process (GO): mRNA splicing, via spliceosome
Cellular component (GO): U12-type spliceosomal complex
Molecular function (GO): protein binding
Source: RefSeq, a predicted model, not a curated record
UUGCCUUCGGGUGUGUAAUUUUUACUGUACACAUAGUUUGUUUACUUCAUGGAUUCUCGCAGCGAAAUAGUUCACAGUAGAAAAUGUUUGUCACUUGCAUUCGCUAAAUAAAAGUGUUAGUAUUUUGACUUCGUUUAUGCAUUUUUUGACCAGUGUAAACAGUCCGGGUUUGUUGACUGACUUCCGUGCCUGCUGAUGGAGGAGCAGAGUCAGGACGCUGCAGGAGGAGGACAGUCUGUGAAGACUGAAGAGGUGGAAAAGGAGAACAUGACAGAGAUGGCAGCUUUAGAUGCUGAGGAGGAGGAAGACGAGGAGGCUCUUCCUCACUCAGAGAUCCUGGAUAUUUUCGAGGAGGGGCUGGCGCGGCUGGUGCAGGAUCCUUUACUCUGUGAUCUGCCCAUACAGGUGACUCUGGAGGAGGUAAAUUCUCAGAUUGCUUUGGAGUACGGCCAGGCGAUGACUGUGAGGGUUUUAAAGGCAGAUGGCGAGAUAAUGCCCAUAGUGGUCGUCCAAAAUGCCAGCGUCCUUGACCUGAAGAAAGCCAUUCGCAGAUUCAUGGAGCUGAAACAACAGCGUGAAGGCGGAGUGAAACACGUCAGCUGGAGAUAUGUUUGGAGAACGUAUCAGUUGAUAUUUCAAGGGGAAAAGCUUGAGGAUGACAAGAUGAGACUUAAAGACUACGGGAUCAGGAACAGAGAUGAAGUGACGUUCAUGAAGAGACUCAGGAAAAAGUGAAGUUUCACAGUUGCUCACAUUGAGGAAGAAAAACACCAGUUUGAUGCUACAGACUUGAAAUGACUUUCACAAAGUCUUUUUGAUUGUAUGACUUGUUUUACUUUAAAGUGUUUUUGGGCAGUCAUGACGUGAUAUUGCUGUGCACAUAACAUACUGAGCUACUUCUCAAAAAAGCUACACGUAAAGUUGUUAGUUGUCAAAUUCAAAUCAUAGCUUAAGUUGUUAAAUUGAAUUAAUAGUUGUUAAAUUCAAUCAUUUUUAAUAGCUGCAUUCUCCUUUUCUAUAUUUGUUCAUAUUUGAUAUUCUCCUUUUUUAUAUUUCUUUAUAUUUGAUAUUCUGUGUUUAAUGUUGCACUGAGCCACUGUAACAAGUGAAUUUCCCAGGUGUGUGAACCAAUAAAGGCUAUCUUAACCUUAAUGUAAAUAAAAUAUCUGGAGCUGUUUU